AUGGCUAACCUCGUCUCUGCCAACGAUGCGGACUACACCAUCAAGCCGGCCGCGACCACCGCGCCCAUUGACACCAGCGAGUGGCCGCUGCUGCUGAAGAACUACAGCAACAUGCUUGCUCGCAGCAACCAUUUCGUCCCCAUUCCCUACGGCUGCGCCCCUCACAAGCGCGAUCUCAAGAGCUACAUCUCCAGCGGUGUCAUCAACCUCGACAAGCCCUCCAACCCCUCCUCGCACGAGGUUGUCGCUUGGGUCAAGCGCAUCCUGCGCUGCGAGAAGACCGGUCACAGCGGUACCCUCGACCCCAAGGUCACCGGAUGUCUGAUUGUCUGCAUUGACCGUGCCACCCGCCUGGUCAAGUCGCAGCAGGGCGCCGGAAAGGAGUACGUCUGCGUCAUCCGUCUCCACGACAAGAUCCCCGGCGGCGAGGCUCAAUUCGCCCGUGCUCUCGAGUCCCUCACCGGCGCUCUCUUCCAGCGCCCCCCGCUCAUCUCCGCCGUCAAGCGUCAGCUCCGUAUCCGUACUAUUCACGAGAGCAAGCUCUACGAGUUCGACAAUGACCGCCACCUGGGUGUCUUCUGGGUGAGCUGCGAGGCGGGUACCUACAUUCGUACGCUCUGCGUGCACUUGGGUCUGCUGCUCGGCGUUGGUGCGCACAUGCAGGAGCUCAGGCGUGUCAGGUCCGGUGCCAUGAGCGAGGACGACAACAUGGUCACUCUCCACGAUGUCCUCGACGCCCAGUACGUCCAGGACAACAGCAUGGACGAGUCGUACCUCCGUACCGUCAUUUCCCCGCUGGAGUCUCUCCUCACUGGCUACAAGAGGGUUGUUGUCAAGGACAGCGCUGUUAACGCCGUCUGCUAUGGUGCCAAGCUCAUGAUCCCCGGUCUGCUUCGUUUCGACAAGGAGAUCGAGAUCCACGAGGAGGUUGUUCUUAUGACCACCAAGGGCGAGGCCAUCGCUCUGGGUAUUGCCCUGAUGUCCACUGUUGAGAUGACUACCUGCGACCACGGCGUUGUUGCCAAGAUCAAGCGUGUUAUCAUGGAGCGUGACCUCUACCCCAAGAGGUGGGGCCUGGGCCCUGUUGCCACCGAGAAGAAGAAGCUCAAGGCCGAUGGCAAGCUCGACAAGUAUGGCCGUGUCAACGAGAACACGCCCGCCGCCUGGAAGCAGAACUACAAGGACCUUUCCCCUGCCGAGCAGGCUGCCGCCGGCUCUGAGGCUCUUGCCGAGACCACCUCGAAGGAGGAUGUUCUUAGCGCACCCCCGGUCGCUCCCGUCGCUGACAGCGAAGAGCUUCCCGAUGCUCCUGCUGAGGAGUCCAAGGACAAGAAGAGGAAGAGCAAGCACGAAGGCGAGACGGCCGAGGAGAAGGCUGAGCGCAAGCGCAGGAAGGCGGAAAAGAAGGAGAAGAAGGAGAAGCGCAAGUCGCUCAAGUCGGCCAAGGAUAGCGACAGCGAGUAA
Lasiodiplodia theobromae is the source of this 1464-nucleotide messenger RNA. RefSeq names its product Centromere microtubule binding protein cbf5. NCBI's taxonomy places the organism in Eukaryota, Fungi, Ascomycota, Dothideomycetes, Botryosphaeriales, Botryosphaeriaceae. Bases 1 to 1464 code for a protein of 487 amino acids. Gene Ontology annotation, molecular function: RNA binding; pseudouridine synthase activity. The record is from RefSeq and is a predicted model, not a curated record. The transcript has 2 exons. Gene Ontology annotation, biological process: box H/ACA sno(s)RNA 3'-end processing; rRNA pseudouridine synthesis; snRNA pseudouridine synthesis. Gene Ontology annotation, cellular component: box H/ACA snoRNP complex.